Messenger RNA from Cercocebus atys (sooty mangabey), 5522 nucleotides. It is a transcript of the gene CASS4, whose product is annotated as Cas scaffolding protein family member 4. Gene Ontology annotation, molecular function: protein binding. Bases 1596 to 4010 code for a protein of 804 amino acids. Gene Ontology annotation, biological process: cell surface receptor protein tyrosine kinase signaling pathway; cell migration. The transcript has 7 exons. NCBI's taxonomy places the organism in Eukaryota, Metazoa, Chordata, Mammalia, Primates, Cercopithecidae. The record is from RefSeq and is a predicted model, not a curated record. Gene Ontology annotation, cellular component: plasma membrane; cytoplasm.
GUGCCACUGCACUCCAGCCUGGGUGACAAAAUGAGACCCUGUCUCUAGAAAAGAAAAGAGAGAAACACAUGCUUAGACAAAGUUUUCUUCUAAUUGGAGUUGGCAUAAUUGCUUAUGACCCAUCAAAUAACAUAAAACUCCUUUCUUUAUGCUUUUCCUCACUUCUUUCCUUAAAAAACGAAAAAAGAAAAAGGAAAGAGAGAAGGAAAGGAAAGGAAGUUAGAGAGGAAAAAUACCUGCGUGUUAUUUUCUCUGUAAUCCCUCGGAUGGCUUUCAUGAACUAAGAGGUAAGAGUAAGAAAAGAAGUCAUGGGAAAUGUAGAUUUUGCAGCUGGAUGGGAACUUGGCGAUUGCCCUGUGAAGCUAUCUCACUUUCAGGUGAAGAAGCUGAACCCCAGAGAAGUUCUGUUACUUGCCUCCUCCUUCGGUGGGUUUUUCAUGAGCACGGGUGAAAUUGCCAACCCCUUAACUUGAUCCAACAGCUCCCCAAACCAAAUAUCUUAAGCAAUAACUCAGGGACUUAGCUGGCAAGGAAUAGACUUGGCAGUGGGAGGCAGUGGCAAGGCUGUGAAUGAACACACUAGGAUCUCUGGAGCACUUUGAGUUGGAGAAUGCAGUCUGGUAUGACAUGGGCCCAUCUUGGGCCACAGACAUGAUAAUCAAUUAUGUGAAGGCCUGAGAGACCUUUAUUGUGUCAUUUCAAUCCUGAGCUUAGAUCAAGGAAACUGGUUACCUGUUCCCCUGGUGUAUAUUGUCAGACAUACAGUAGGUGCUUGAUAAAUAAUUGCCAAUUAAAUGAAGCCUUAAGUGCAGCUUAGCAAGGUUUCCACGAGUAGGGGAAGUAUAUUAAAGCAUGUCGAUCUGGGUAAGACCCAAACCUACUGGAAAAGCACAGUAUUCAGUUAUCAGAGAAGCAAAUGCCUCAUUUCCACUGGGUGGCUUUGGAAUUUUUUUCUGACCACAACCUCCUCCUCAAAGCCCCAUUAGUAGGCAGUGCCUCCUACAGCUGUAGAAGUUCCUUUAAAGUGUGGCUUUUUCAUCUGAAUCAUCAGGAAGAAUUCAAAGCUGGCUGGGUCAGAGUUCAAAGUUUUCAAGAACCCAGUUAAAGUUUGUGCUUAUUUACAGCAUAUGCCAUUCUCCAGGAUUAUUUUUAGAGGUGUUAAGAAAGUAAGGAACUCUCUUUGCAUUAAAGUUCUUCUUUUUCUCUCAUAUCCCUCCUCAUAUGCAAGUUCACCAGGUUUAUUCACUUCUUUGUCCCUGGUUUCUAUGGAUAAACCAGCCACGAAGGCUAUGUGCAUCCAUUUGGAUGGGAGGGAACCAAUGGGAGUGUGGGAGAGAAUAUAUUAUGUAACCAGCCCAUCCUUCCCCAUGGCUGGGAUAGCAGGAAGGGCAGCGAGCCUCCCCCAAGAGCUUAGAGAUCCACUGGCCACAUCCACAGGCAAAGACAGCUGCAGAGAAAGUUUAGACCCAGACCUCACAGCAUUCCUGCACAAACUCCUACAGAAAGAUUUCCCUUUCCAAGCGAUUUGCGACUUCUGCUGGUGUCUUCCGGGAUAUGGAUAGUACUUUUUAAAAUCAUUUCUUUAAAGGAUCAAGAUGAAGGUGAAUGCACUCCUGGCCAGGGCGCUUUAUGACAACUGCCCUGACUGCUCUGAUGAGCUGGCUUUCAGCAGAGGGGACAUCCUGACCAUUCUGGAGCAACACGUACCAGAAAGCGAGGGUUGGUGGAAGUGUUUGCUCCACGGAAGGCAAGGUCUGGCCCCUGCCAACCGCCUCCAAAUCCUCACGGAGGUCACUGCAGACAGGCCAUGCCCCUCAUUCCUGAGAGGCCUGGAAGAAGCUCCUGCCAGCUCAGAGGAGACCUAUCAGGUGCCCACUCUGCCCUGCCCUCCCACUCCAGGCCCCGUUUAUGAGCACAUGAGGAGUUGGGUGGAGGGGCCCCAGCCCCCUUCUGCCCAAGUCUAUGAAUUCCCCGACCCUCCCACCAGUGCCAGAAUCAUCUGUGAAAAGACUCUCAGCUUUCCAAAACAGGCCAUCAUCACGCUUCCCAGACCUACCCAGGCCUCACUGCCGACUCUGCCUUCCCAGGUGUACGAUGUGCCUACCCAGCACCGGGGCCCCGUGGUCCUGAAGGAGCCAGAGAAGCAGCAGCUAUACGACAUACCAGCCAGCCCCAAGAAGGCAGGACUCCAUCCCCCAGCCGGCCAAGCAAGUGGGCAGGGUGUUCCCCUGAUAUCAGUGACUACCUUAAGAAAAGGCGGCUACAGCACAUUACCAAGUCCUCAGAAAUCGGAAUGGGUUUAUGACACUCCAGUGUCUCCAGGAAAGGCCGGCGUCAGAAACACGCCUCUCCCCACCUUUGCAGAAGAAUCAAGGCCCCACGCUCUCCCCAGUUCCGGCUCCACUUUCCACAAUCCUCCAAGUGGCAGAGCCAGGUCCCUCACUCCACAACUGAAUACCAAUGUGCCCAUGCAGAAAAAACUCAGUCUUCCAGAAAUUCCUUCUUAUGGCUUUCUUGUACCCAGAGACACAUUUCCUUUGGAUGAAGAUGUCAGCUACAAGGUUCCUUCAAGCUUUCUGAUUCCCCGAGUGGAAGAGCAGAACACCAAGCCCAAUAUUUAUGACAUCCCUAAAGCAAUAUCGAGUGUUUCUCAGGCUGGGAAGGAGCUGGCGAAAGCCAAGGAGGUGCCAGAGAAUUCCACAGGCCAUAAUUCCUCAUGGUUCUGCAGACGGACAGCUUCCCGAUCUCCUGAACUGGACAGAUUAUCAGGUUCCAGUUCUGACAGCAGAGCCAGCAUCGUUUCUUCGUGCUCCACCACAUCCACCGACUCCUCCUCCAGCUCUUCCUCGGAGGAGUCAGCAAAGGAGCUCUCCUUGGACCUGGAUGUGGCCAAGGAGACAGUGAUGUCUCUGCAGCACAAGGUGGUCAGCUCUGUUGCUGGCCUGAUGCUCUUUGUCAGUAGGAAGUGGAGAUUCCGAGACUAUCUGGAGGCCAACAUUGAUGCAAUCCACAGGUCCACUGAGCACAUAGAAGAAUCUGUAAGAGAAUUUCUGGAUUUUGCCCGAGGAGUCCAUGGGACUGCCUGUAACCUCACUGACAGUAACCUUCAGAACAGAAUUCGGGACCAGAUGCGGACAAUCUCUAACUCCUACCGCAUCCUGCUUGAAACAAAGGAAAGCUUGGAUAAUCGCAAUUGGCCUCUGGAAGUUCUUGUGACUGACAAUGUCCAGAACAGCCCAGAUGACCUUGAGAGGUUUGUCAUGGUGGCACGGAUGCUUCCAGAAGACAUCAAGAGGUUUGCCUCCAUUGUCAUUGCCAAUGGAAGGCUCCUUUUUAAGCAGAACUGUGAAAAGGAAGAGACCGUGCAAUUGACCCCAAAUGCAGAAUUUAAGUGUGACAAAUGCAUCCAGCCUCCCCAAAGAGAAACUGAAUCACACCAAAAGAGUACCCCUUCCACUAAGCAAAGGGAAGAUGAACACUCUUCUGAACUGUUAAAGAAAAAUAGAGCAAAUAUCUGUCAACAGACAUUGCCUAACUUAGAAAAGAAAGAGAAACCUAUCUUGGAACAAAGGUUAGAUGAAAACGAAGACUUAGGAACCAUGAAUCCUGGCCCUCUUACACCCCAGCCUUCGAGUCAACAGACUCCUGAGAGGAAACACCGCCUCUCUGAACACUGCCGGCUCUACUUUGGGGCGCUCUUCAAAGCCAUCAGCGCAUUUCAUGGCAGCCUCAGCAGCAGCCAGCCUGCAGAGAUCAUCACUCAGAGCAAGCUGGUCAUCACGGUGGGCCAGAAGCUGGUGGACACGCUGUGCACGGAGACCCAGGAGAGGGACGUGCGCAACGAGAUCCUCCGCGGCAGCAGUCACCUCUGCAGCCUGCUCAAGGACGUAGCGCUGGCCACUAAGAAUGCCGUGCUCACCUACCCCAGCCCUGCCGCGCUGGGGCACCUCCAGGCGGAGGCUGAGAAGCUGGAGCGACACACGCGGCAGUUCAGAGGGACAUUGGGAUGAGGACUCUCUACCUCCCUUCCUCCUCUGCUCACCUCUCAGCUUCACACCCACAACUUGUGCAACUCUGUCCUAUGGGAAAAGCCAGCCGGGGUAUACACCGAUCAGCUGAAACAGACCUGGUACCCAAAGACCCAAAGCUGGUAGUACCAAGUGGCUAAGCAACCCCGGGGCAUUGACUUACCCCACAGGGGGUCAGGAAAGAGAGACAGAUAUGAGGUAAAGACCUUGUGAAGUUUAGCAUAUAUGGAGUAUGCAGUAUCAGCUUGAAGUGACUUCGUAGAAAUAAUAUUUUAUGUUGAUUAAUUAAAUGUGUGCAUGUUUUGUUUGUUUGUUUUUUGAGACACAGUCUCACUCUGUCACACAGGCCGGAGGGCAGUGGCGCCAUCUCAGCUCACUGCAACGUCUGCCUACCGAGUUGAAGCAUUUCUCCUGCCUCAGCCUCCAGAGUAGCUGGGACUACAGGCAUGCACCACCAUGCCCAGCUAAUCUUUGUAUUUAUUUUUUUUUAAUGAAAAGUCUCACAUAUUUAUUACUGAACCCAGCCAACCAAUGCAUUCAUAACAGAUUCAGAGAGAAAAAAAUAUAUUCCCAAUAAAACAUGUACAACUCUCCAGAGAGUGGUGACAUUUUCACCUUGAUGUGGUAACAUGAUUGUGACCUUCAGACAGCAUAAAUAUGUGUGCCGUCUCAUGUGCAAUUCCUUAUAGGCCCAGCUUGGUUCUUCUCCAAUGUCUCCUUUUGGAGUUGUACUUGAUUUUAUUACCAGUUUUCAUCCAAAUCUACUGGGGAGUGGGGCGAUUUUGUGUUCGCUUCUUGGUCAGGAAUCACAAUCCUGAAAGUCUUAUGAGAAGACAUGGCAAGAAGCAGAGUCAAGCACACACCACAAUGGCAGAGAAAGGAAGAGCUAAUUUUUGUAUUUUUAGUAGAGAUGGGUUUUCACCAUGUUAACCAGGCUGGUCUGGUUCUCCUGACCUCAGGUCAUCCCCCGCCUUGGCCUCCCAAAGUGCUGGGAUUACAGGCGUUAGCCACCAUUCCCGGCAUGUAUGUGUUUUAAAUUCACUCAUUUAACAUUUAUUUAUUGAAUGCCUACUAUAUGCCAAGUUCUAGGUGCUGGAGACAUAACAGUGUAGCAGAGGCCUUGCCCUCUUGGAACCUACAAUCUAGUAGGGGAGUCAGACAGUAAAGUGAUGAAGAAAUACAUACACAGUAUAGCAGGUGCCAGGAAAAAUGUAAGUUGGCGAAGCACAAGAGAAAUUGUUUUGAAAUGGUUAAUUUUUACUGCGUUCAUUAGAAAAUAGGGUAAGUUUUUUUGUUGUUUUGAAUUGAAUUAGUUCUGUAAGAUUGGUACAAAUUAUGUAUGUGUCUUGCACCCAUAAAUAUAUAUUUUUGCUAUGUGACUUUAACCUAAAGAUAGAUGUUAUAUUUACAACAUAACAAGAUCUGUUGGGUUCUCUAUUAAUUUAUUUCAUUCAUUACAGAUUCUGGGUUGAUAAAUUCUGCUCAGUUUGAAAA